CUUUCUUUGUAAACAUUAGAGUAAAACAAGCUUAUAUUUUGGGUUUUGAUGGGGUACAAGAGUUGAACUAAGCUAAUGAGGCAGUAAAUUAUAUUCUUCAAGAGAUAAUGGGUACAUAAGGUUAUCGUUACUUUAUAAAUCCACCGUAGAAGUUCUCGGAGCAGGUGCAAUUUGCAUUGCAAGAACAAGCAAACGUAUAACACCUGGCUUGUCAUGCAGAAUUCAAAUUUGGGCUGUACAACAUGCAAAAAGGUAGGGUGUUUAGGUCUAGAAACGACUGGAGGGAUACUAGAUAACAAAAGUGUGGGUGGAAUGUACAGUAUCAUCCUCUGCCUCUGAAGAGAGCCCUCAGAAAAAAAGUUUUCUGAACAUGCCCGAACCAAGGCGCAUUUGUUGGUAGCAAGCCUUGCAGACACGGCUAAAGACGACACCCAGGUUAUAGUUAACACUCAAAAUGGAAAAAAUAGACUAUACAGCCCGAGUCUUCCGAACAGCUUUAGAACGAGACUAAACGUCAUAGGCACAGGCUCGUUCAUGGUUUUGAGCAAGAAAUUGACUGUCAGGAGAUACAUGGACUUGACAUGGGGAGAGUCAUUGUGGGAGGUUUUGAAAACUACGUUCCAUUGGACAUGCCUUGGGGACAAGUCAACACUGUUCAGUAACGAUAUCAACCAAACCAGGAAAUGUCCAAACACAGGGAGAGCGUCAUGUCACGAUCAGAGUUAACAAGGGAGCUCUUGGGCCAGUACAUCUCUGACACCCUCAGCAACAUUCACACAGUGAGGGAGUUCUGUGACAGGCAUUCCAAAUGGGCCCAUCAGAGGGAGACAGAACUGGAAAUGAUGAGGGACAUCAAGCAGAGGGCAGACAGAAUUGACCUUAAGUUCGACCAUGUCCGUAACUCUGAGACCAAGGCCAAGGCGUUUGGGGAGUUCGUAUGGAGCGGUCUGACCCAGGGGACUGCAGACAGUAGGCGUGAGGAGCUGGAGAAGGAGCUGGGAGCUGUACUAAAGGACACUCUGGGAGGCCUGGAGAAGCUGGAUUACUUCCUGAAUGCUGUGGAGUGUCUGGCGGUCACCUGUCUGUUGGUGUUUGAGGAGAACAGAUUCCUCUGUCUGCCUCAGGGGAUGAGCCCUGCCAGUGUUCAGGCUGUCAUCACUGCUGCCAGAAUAUCCUGCCCUCUCCUCAUUUACUUUAAGAGGGAUGCUAAGGCCUUCUUUAUGCCCAGCCUCCUCAAUGUAGAGGUGCUGACCCUCCAGCUGGACAGAUACACACAAAUCAGCCAGCAGCUCUGUAAGAGGAUGGACAUAGUUAGCUCCAUCAGUCAAAUGCUGUUUUGGAAAAAGAAGAAUGACAUCCCUGUGGUCAACCUUGGUGAUGUGAGUGAAAAGUCCAUAGAAAAGAUGAUGGACCAUUUGAAUCAGCUGAAUGAUAUCAGGAUGGACCAGCACCUCAGACUAACAUUCCUGUUCCAAGAGGCUGCUCAGCGCUUCAUUGGCCGGUUCAGCCAGCGCCGACCCAGGAUGGAGCAGUUUCUGACCGAUCUGGAGGAGAAUGCUGUGCAGCUGGACAGGAUGAAGCUGGGGGCUAAGAUCUCCAGUGUGGCAGGCAGCUCAGUGGGGGUAGCUGGAGGGAUCCUAUCCAUCGUGGGCUUAGCUCUAUCCCCUGUUACCGCUGGGGUGUCACUGGCUCUCACCAUUACAGGGGUCAGCCUGGGGGUCACCAGUGGGGUCAACAGUUUAGCCACUGGUAUCACAGAGAUGACGGUCAAUAGCAUCCAUGAGAAGAAAGCCAGUAAAGUCUUCCAGAGUUUCAUGGAGGACGUGGAGAGUCUCCAGGAGUGUCUGGAGGAUGUGGCCACUAAUAUGGAGCCCACCCAGGGGCAGAGCAUGGUGGACGGCGUGCUGGGGGCAGGGAAGGUGAUUGCCACAGCCGGGGCCAUUGGAAAAGGCAUCGACUCCAUAGUGGACUGUGCCUCGGCUCUGAGUGUUAAGACCCUUGCAAAGGAAGAUCUGAUUGCAAGCGCUGGUAAGUUGGCGCUCCAGGAAGGCAAAGCAGCACGAAACCUACCCAAGUUAGCAGGGGACAUCCCAGACAUUGGACAGGUGGCCAAAGGCACCCCACUAGCCCUCUCCAGCUCGGCGCGGGCUGGUUUUAUCACUCUCAACGCCCUCUUCAUUGGCCUGGAUGUUUUCUUCAUCUGUAAAGACAGUGUGUGCCUGGCCAAAGGCAGCAAGAGUGAGUUCUCCCAGCUCAUCCGUGCCAGAGCGGCAUUGUGGCGCACAGAGCUAGGCUCCUGGCAGAGGAUCUACGACUCGCUGUGUAGAGGAAUUUGGAAGUUCAGGAAGUGCCAGAGAAUCCUGGCGCAGCCUUUUUUCCCCUCCUGGAGGGGAAUCUGAAAGAGAAAAAAAUCAAUGUCAGACAACAUCAAUGACCAGUUUGAAGUUAGGGGCUGUCAAACAUACUGUACAGUUGCACAUACCGUACAUUGCCUAUCUGACAGUCAUUUUGAUUAUGCAUUUUACUUGAUUCUCCGUUAUUUUGCGGACGACACAGUGGUAGGCUUGAUUACCAACAACGACGAGACGGCCUACAGGGAGGAGGUGAGGGCCCUCGGAGUGUGGUGUCAGGAAAAUAACCUCACAACUCAACGUCAACAAAACUAAGGAGAUGAUUGUGGACUUCAGGAAACAGCAGGGGAACACCCCCCUAUCCACAUCGAUGGAACAGUAGUGGAGAGGGUAGUAAGUUUUAAGUUCCUCGGCGUACACAUCACAGACAAACUGAAUUGGUCCACCCACACAGACAGCAUCAUGAAGAAGGCGCAGCAGCGCCUCUUCAACCUCAGGAGGCUGAAGAAAUUCGGCUUGUCACCAAAAGCACUCAAACUUCUACAGAUGCACAAUCGAGAGCAUCCUGUCGGGCUGUAUCACCGCCUGGUACGGCAACUGCUCCGCCCACAACCGUAAGGCUCUCCAGAGGGUAGUGAGGGUAGUGAGUUCAUAUAUCUCUAUGUACAUAUUCUUUAUCCCCUUACACUUGUGUCUAUAAGGUAGUAGUUUUGGAAUUGUUAGCUAUAUUACUUGUUGGUUAUUACUGCUUUGUCGGAACUAGAAGCACAAGCAUUUCGCUACACUCGCAUUAACAUCUGCUAACCAUGUGUAUGUGACAAAUAAAAUGUGAUUUGAUUAAAUGUAAUAAUGUUUCUAUGAUUGUGCUGCUGACAUGUACAUGCACAGAAGACUUAUCUUCCUCCCUUCACCAGUAGUUGAAGACGUCUUGCUAACAGGCAAUGAAACAUGUUCGUGCAAUUUAUUCUGAUGUUGACUUGUGUGAAAAGAUUUCUAUGAGACUUUAUGAAAUGGAAAGGGACUGAUUAUGUCUGGUCUUAUUUGUGUCAAUAAUAAUAGGCCUAGUUUCUGGUGUUCUGAAAUACCUUUGUAAAACAAUUAUUUAAUUUUCAUCAUAACAUUUUAAUACGGGACGUGAGAGUGAAGCAGUCUGUAGUCAUGUGUACAGCAAGACAAGGCCAUUAUGUUGUACAACAGAACACAAUAAGAACACUCCAUAUGUUUCACCUGAUAUGUUCUGCUUCCACACAACUUAUUGUAAUGGUGAUUAUAAAUAAUCCUAAAACAUGA
This is a messenger RNA of Oncorhynchus nerka (sockeye salmon), 3641 nucleotides long. It is a transcript of the gene apol, whose product is annotated as apolipoprotein L. Lineage: Eukaryota; Metazoa; Chordata; Actinopteri; Salmoniformes; Salmonidae. Bases 684 to 2399 code for a protein of 571 amino acids. Gene Ontology annotation, biological process: lipoprotein metabolic process; lipid transport. Gene Ontology annotation, cellular component: extracellular region; membrane. The record is from RefSeq and is a predicted model, not a curated record. Gene Ontology annotation, molecular function: lipid binding. The transcript is spliced from 5 exons.